AUGGAACUCUCUCUGUAUUCAUCGCUGCUGGUAGUGUUCGUCACUUGGAUUUUGUCGUUCCAAUUGACGACGUAUUUGCGCUCGCGCCGCUACAAUGCAGAUGCGCCGUUGAUCGCGAAUUCGUGGUGGGAAAUUGUGACGUGUAGGGGGUUGUCGGAGAAGGAAUUGUUGGUUGGUGCGUAUCAGAAGUAUUCGAAAAAUGGAAAGGCGUUUCGUAUGAAUGGAACGCUGGGUCCUCAGUGGGCGUUACCUACUUCUGUCUUUGCGCAGGCGGGAAAGAUGGGGACGGGGGAUUUGGAUCCGUAUGAGGCGAAUGAAGAUUUUCUCCUAUUGCGACCCUUCAUCUCCCCCGAAAGCGAAGACAUGAUGACGUUCGUCAUCUCCAAACUAACCCGUUCGAUUCCCGAGAUGAUCCCGCUCCUCCUUGCGGAAACCACGACUGCGUUUCGAGAAAAUUUUGCGCCGGAAGACGCGAGUGAGAUGGAUGGGGACGGAUGGACACACACGUGUUUGUUCCAGCAUGUGAAUAUUUCGCUGGCGAAGAUCGUGUCGCGCAUACUGUGUGGAGAGAAAUAUUCGAGCGAUGCGGUGUGGGUUGAGAAUGUGGCGACGUUUGCGCGGGGAAUUUUCUUCUCCGGGAUGUUGUUGAGACGCUUGCCGAGGUGGAGUCAUGGGCUUGUGGCGCCGUGGAUGAAGACGACGAAGCAGGUUGCGUUUAUUGAGAAGAUGGUGACGGAGGAUGUGAGGGGUUUGGUUAGUGGGGAUGUGACCGGGGAGGAUUAUGAGAGGGGGGCUAUUUUGCCGAUGUUGGUGGAGGAUGUGAGGGGGAAGAAGGUUUUUGGGGGGAAGAGGGAGGAGGAAUUGCUGUGGGGGGUUAAUAAUCGGAUUUGUAGGUUCUUUUUUGCGACGGUGGAUACGACGACGCUUACUUUUACGCAUAUUCUUUAUGAUGUUAUCGGGCAUAAGAAAGAACUUUAUGUGGAGCCUAUGAGGAAGGAGAUUAGAGAUGUAUCGAAGAAGUUUGGGGGAGUGUGGAAUAGAGAAAGCAUUGGGGAGUUGAAAAGUUUGGAUGCGUUUAUGAGGGAGAGUCAGAGAUUACAUCCGUUGGGAUAUACAUUGGGUAGUCGAAAGGUAGCGAAAAAAGAAGGACUGGAUUUUAUUAGCAAAGGGGAAGAUGGCGAAAAGGCUAUCCAUAUUCCAUAUGGAGAGAGGAUUGAGGGAUUGGCAUGGGCUAUCCAUCAAGAUGCUGAACACUACGAAGAUGCGGAUGUGUUCAAGGGAUUCAGAACUAGGGAUGAGACGGUAGCGGGUUCGAAUCCUAGCGAAAGGUUUAUGAGUUUCGGAUAUGGUCGACACGCCUGUCCAGGUCGCUACGUAGCACUCACGAUUGAGAAAAUCAUGUUGAUUGAGUUCCUCGUGAACUACGAUUGGAAGGAAAUCGAUAGGUUGAAGGAUUGGUCGUUUGGAUGGAACAAUAUUCCAGAUAUGGCUAGUAAGGUUCAUAUUCGAAGGUUGAGCGAAGAGGAAGUGGAGAAGUUGUGGGAGUAG
This is a messenger RNA of Botrytis byssoidea, 1548 nucleotides long. RefSeq lists its product as uncharacterized. Gene Ontology annotation, molecular function: oxidoreductase activity, acting on paired donors, with incorporation or reduction of molecular oxygen; iron ion binding; monooxygenase activity. Bases 1 to 1548 code for a protein of 515 amino acids. Lineage: Eukaryota; Fungi; Ascomycota; Leotiomycetes; Helotiales; Sclerotiniaceae. The record is from RefSeq and is a predicted model, not a curated record. The transcript is spliced from 4 exons.